Messenger RNA from Corylus avellana, 3684 nucleotides. Its product is annotated as disease resistance protein RPM1-like. The record is from RefSeq and is a predicted model, not a curated record. Gene Ontology annotation, molecular function: ADP binding. Gene Ontology annotation, biological process: defense response to other organism. Lineage: Eukaryota; Viridiplantae; Streptophyta; Magnoliopsida; Fagales; Betulaceae.
AUGACAGAAACCAUUGUGACCCUUGUGAUCAACGAGCUUGUUCAAUUGAUCACUCAUGAAUCAAAACUGUUAAGAGGUGUCCACCGAGAAGUUGUGAAUAUUAGAGAUGAACUAGAGAGCAUCCAAUUUUUCGUCAAGGAUGCAGAUAAAAGAGACCUCCAAGAUGGUUUUAUUGCUUCCCUCCAUAAAAUUGGUCGCUCAUUGAAAAAACUAAAACCACAUCAUGACAUAGCUAGCAAGAUUCAAGAUAUCAAAAUAUCAGUUCGUGAAAUCAAGGAACGAAGUGAAAGAUAUGGUUUUAAUUCCUCAGAGCAAGGAUCAAGUAGCAGUGCAACCAGUGUUACAUGGCAUAACCCUCGAGUGGGUUCACUUUUCAUUGAGGAAGAUGAAGUUGUGGGCAUUGAGUCUGCGAGGGAUGAACUCGUAAGCUGGAUGGUUUGGGGAGAAUCUAAACUCUCGGUGCUAUCAGUGGUAGGAAUGGGCGGAAUCGGUAAGACAACUCUUGCUAAGAAAGUAUAUGAGAAUGAAUUAGUGAAAGGUCAUUUUGAUUGCCGUGUUUGGAUCACUGUGUCUCAGUCAUACAAUGUGCAGAAGAUACUCAUGUCCAUGUCAAAACAAAUCUACCAGGCAAAAGAAAGGCAAAUAGACUUGACAGAUGAGAUCAUACUAAUUAGCCAGCUGAGGAAAUGUUUACAACAAAAGAGGUAUGUUGUGGUCUUUGACGAUGUUUGGAAGACAGAAUUUUGGGAAAUUGUGAAACAUGCUUUACCAUGCAAUGAUAGAGGCAGUAGGAUUAUCAUCACAACACGCAGUGAUCUCAUUGGUGUAUCUUGUAAAGAAUCAUUAUCUGAUCAGGUGAAGAUCAAAGAGGAAACCAUGACAGAAACCGUUGUGAUCCUUGUCAUCAAUGAGCUAGUUCAGUUGAUCUCUCAUGAAUCAAAAUUGCUAAGGGGUGUCCACCGAGAUGUUGUGGACAUUAGAGAUGAACUUGAGAGCGUCCAAUGUUUCCUCAAAGAUGCAGAUAAAGGAGACCUCCAAGAUGGCGUCAAAACAUGGGUGAAACAAGUGAGAGAAGUAGCCUAUCAUAUAGAAGACGUAAUAGAUGAAUAUGUUCUUCACAUGGCACAACAUCGUCAUCAGCAAAGUCUUAUUGGUCUUCUCCAUAAAAUUGGCCGCAUAUUCAAAAAACUAAAACCACGUCAUGACAUAGCUACCAAGAUUCACGAUAUCAAAAUAUCAAUCCGUGAAAUCAAAGAAAGAAGUGAAAGAUAUGGUUUUCGUUUCGUAGAGCAAGGAUCAAGUAGCAGUGAAUCCAAUGUUUCAUGGCAUGACCCUAGAGUGGGUUCACUUUUCAUUAAGGAAGAUGAAGUUGUGGGCAUUGAGUCUACGAGGGAUGAGCUCGUAAGCUUGUUGGUGGGUGGAGCAUCUAAACGCUCUGUGAUUUCAAUUGUAGGCAUGGGCGGAGUUGGUAAGACAACUCUUGCUAAGAAAGUAUAUGAGAAUGAAUUAGUGAAAGGACAUUUUGACUGUCAUGUUUGGAUCACAGUGUCUCAAUCAAACAAUGUCCAGAAGAUACUCAUGUCCAUGAUAAAGCAAGUCUACCAUGAAAAUGAAAUGACUCCAAGGAAAAUAGACAUGAUAGACGAGAUCACACUAAUUAGCCAACUCAGGAAAUAUUUACAGCAAAAGAAAUAUAUUGUGGUUUUUGAUGAUGUGUGGAAGAUAGAGUUUUGGGAAAUUGUGAAACAUGCUUUACCAUGCAAUGACAGAGGCAACAGGAUUAUGAUCACAACACGUAGUGAUCUCAUUGGUGUUUCUUGUAAAGAAUCUUUAUUCGAUCAGGUCCACAAGCUACAACCUCUGUCUCAAGACAAGGCUUGGGAAUUGUUUUGUAGAAAGGCAUUCCAGUCCGAGUUUCAGAGGUGUUGCCCCAAAGAGUUGGUGAAACUGUCGAUGGACAUUGUCAAAAAAUGUGAAGGCUUGCCACUUCCAAUUGUUGCCAUAGGUGGUCUUCUGUCAACAAAGGAAAAGGUGCCAUUUGAAUGGAAAAAGUUGCAUAAUAGCCUCAGUUCUGAGCUUGAAUGUAAUCCACACCUUACAAAUGUAACAAAAAUUCUCUCUCUUAGUUAUCAUGAUCUUCCAUGCUACCUAAAGUCUUGCUACUUGUACUUCGGCAUUUUUCCAGAGGACUACUCAAUCACAGGUGCAAGAUUACUUCGACUAUGGGUAGCUGAGGGCUUUAUAAAGGGAAAGAAGGGAAAAUCAUUGGAAGAUGUGGCAGAAGAAUACUUGAAGGAGCUCAACCACAGAAACUUGGUUCAAGUUUCAUUUGGGGAGCUUGAUAAUGAGAUGUAUAGAAAGUAUAGAAUCCAUGAUCUGUUACAUGAAACCAUCCUAUCGAAGGCUAGAGAGUUGAAUUUCGCUCAAGUUUUGGAAGUGGGUGAUACCACUUCCCAUGGUAUAAGUCGGUGCCUAUCCAUCCACGAUGCUAGAGAAGAUUUUUUUGAGACAAGUGAGUACUCUCGGGUUCGUUCUAUUUUUCUCUUCAACAUUAAUGAAAUGCCCAAUUCUUUCAUAGUUAAAUUGUUCAAAAAGUUCAAGCUUUUGAAAGUGUUAGAUUUUGAAGAUGCUCCUAUUGAUUAUCUUCCUCAAGAAGUGGGUAAUUUAUUCCAUUUGAAGUACUUAAGUUUGAGGAGAACAAAAGUGAAGAUACUUCCAAAGUCAGUGGGUAGGCUACAUAAUCUGCAGACACUAAAUGUCGCGGAAACCGCAGUGCGUGAGCUACCAAUUGAGAUAUUUAGGCUUUAUAAGCUGAGACAGAUUUUGGCUCAUUCUCAUGACUUGGAAAUUAAAAGUACCUUUUAUUCAUUGCGAGGCGUAAAAGUACAUGAAAGGGUUGGAUGUUUAAAGGACUUGCAGGCCCUAACACUUGUUGAGGCAAAUCAUCAUGGGGUUGUUUUAUUUGAAGAGCUCGGAAAGUUACAUCAAUUGAGGAUGUUGGGCAUUUCAAAUAUGACUGCAAAACGUGGGAGGGCUCUCUGUACCUCCGUAGAAAAUAUGGUCCACCUUGAAAUUUUGAUUGUAGGCUCAAUCAAUGAAGAUGAGUUUAUAGACUUACAAUCAAUUUCAUCACCACCUCCAUUUUUAAAGCAUAUCGCUCUAAGGGGGCGAUUGGAGAAGUUGCCCAACUGGAUUUCAGAGCUUCAGAAUCUAGUCACACUAGUCUUACUUUUCUCGUCAUUAGAGGAAGAUCCACUGCCGUUUGUCCAGGCUUUGCCUAAUCUAAUUAACCUUACCCUCAAUCAUGCAUAUAAUGCGGAGCAGCUGCAUUUUGAGGAUGGCGGUUUUCGAAAACUCAAGAAGCUCACACUUAGAGAGUUGAAAAACUUAAAGAUAGUGGAAAUAGGCAUAGGAUCAUUGCCUGUUCUUGAGCAACUAGAGAUUGGGCCAUGCCCACGAAUGAAGGAGGUACCCUAUGGAAUCCAGCACCUGGGAAGCCUAAAGAUUCUCGACUUCUAUGAAAUGCAAGGAGAAUUUGUGCUACGGAUGCAACCAAAUGGAGGGGAAGAUUAUUGGAAAGUCAAGACGGCAAGUACUAUACGUUUCAGGUAUAGGAUUAAAGGAGAAAGAUAUCAAAUAUAUAAGCUCGGUGACUCAGACUUGUUGGAGCGAUUGAAAGGGUGA